Messenger RNA from Ilex paraguariensis (yerba mate), 298 nucleotides. Lineage: Eukaryota; Viridiplantae; Streptophyta; Magnoliopsida; Aquifoliales; Aquifoliaceae. The record is from the annotation of a GenBank genome assembly.
AUGUCAAUUGAAGCUCUGGCCAUGGCAGGCGCCGAUUAUAUGGAAUGUGACAUUAACAUUGAAGCAUUGGAACGAUGUGGCUCGGAACAGCCACCUCCAUACCUUCUACCUGAUCAACAGUAUCUGAGCAUUGAGGUUCACAGAAAGGGUGAUGAUAUGAAGUUAGUAGACAAUGGCGAGGUAGUGAAAGCAAAGAUGCGGGAAUGGGCUAAGGCAGUUGCUUCAAAGAAGAAUGCAUUCCAAUUCGAAAUAUUUUAGAUAUUACUGAUUUUGUUUUUGCAAUUAUCUUUCUCAGAAC